CAGAGUUCAGACUCCAUUUUACCUGGACAGAGCAGGAAGAGGGAACUUGAAGGGUGAGGCAGACUGACUGAGGUCCUGAAGAUGAGUGAUUGGGUGGAGGACGAGGAGGACAGAGCAGAGUCUCCAGGAUCCUCCUGUCUGUCUGUGAAGAAUGACCAGUCCAAAGAUCUUGAUCCUCCAGAACUCAGUACUGAACCUGGAGCCUCAGACACGCAAGAGAAGAGAAGUGGUGUGUCCAUGGAGGAGCAGCUGUCCUGCUGUGCUCUGUGUCAGGGGGUCCUGAAGGAUCCAGUCUCUACCAGCUGUGGACACUGGUUCUGCAGACCGUGCUUCACCUCGUACUGGGACCAGUCUGGUUCUGCAGGAGACUCCUCCUGUCCCCAGUGUCGACAAAGACGCCGAACGAGACCUGGACUGCAGACAGCCAGUCAGACCAGCACUGAACAAACAGAUGGUGGUCUGCAGGAGGUUUUAGAUCAACAUAAGAUCAGUGUGAGGAGCAGAUGUGAGCGUGUGACUGAAGGAACUGAUGGAAGAGGAAGUGGAACCCUCCUCAACAGGAUCUACACUGAGCUCUACAUCACAGAGGGACAGAGUGAAGAGGUUAAUACCCAACAUGAGGUGAGGCAGCUGGAGACAACUUCCAAGAUGGAGACCCUCCAUGACGCUCCAAUCAGGUGCCACGACAUCUUUAAGGCCUUACCUGACCAACAGAGACACGACAUCUCUGAAGCCUUACAUGACCGACAGAGACCCAUCAGAGUGGUUAUGACUAACGGCGUCGCUGGGAUUGGAAAAACCUUCUCAGUACAGAAGUUCUCUCUGGACUGGGCAGAGGGCUUGGAGAACCAAGAUGUCAGUCUGCUGGUUCUGCUCUCGUUCAGGGAGCUGAACCUGAUCAGAGAUCAGCAGUACAGUCUUCUCAGGCUGCUCCAUGUUUUCCAUCCAACAUUACAGAAGGUCACAGCAGAGCAGCUCGCUGUCUGUAAAGUUCUGUUCAUCUUUGACGGCCUGGAUGAAAGCAGACUGUCACUGGAUUUCAACAACAGGGAGAUUGUGUCUGAUGUCACACAAAAGUCAUCAGUCAAUGUUCUGCUGACAAACCUCAUCAGGGGGAAUCUGCUUCCCUCAGCUCUCGUCUGGAUAACUUCCAGACCUGCAGCGGCCAAUCAGAUCCCUCCCAGAUGUGUUGACAGGGUUACAGAAGUACGAGGCUUCACUGACGCUCAGAAAGAGGAGUACUUCAGGAGGAGAUCCAGUGAUGAAGAUCUGUCCAGCAGAAUCAUCUCACACGUCAAGACGUCCAGGAGCCUCCGCAUCAUGUGUCAAGUCCCAGUCUUCUGCUGGAUCACUGCUACAGUUCUGGAGCACAUGUUGACCACAGACCAGACAGGAGAGCUGCCCCAGACCCUGACUGACCUGUUCUCACACUUCCUGCUGGUUCAGACAAAGAGGAAGAAGCACAAGUAUGAUAAAGGACAUGAGACGAGUCCACAGGAGCUGAUGGAGGCUGACAGGGAAGUUCUUCUGAAGCUGGGGAGGCUGGCGUUUGAACAGCUGGAGAAAGGAAACAUCAUGUUCUACCAAGAAGACCUGGAGCAGUGUGGUCUUGAUGUCACAGAGACCUCUGUGUACUCAGGACUUUGUACUGAGCUCUUCAAAAGAGAGUGUGUGAUCUUCCAGAAACCAGUCUACUGCUUUGUUCAUCUGAGCGUUCAGGAGUUUCUGGCUGCAGUCUACAUGUUCUACUGUUAUACCAACAGGAAGACAGAAGUCCUGAAGAACUUCUUGGGAGAAGACUCUGAUUAUUACAACAGUUACACCAACACGAACACAGGGGUCCUGAAGAACUUCCUGACAGAAGACUACAAAUACAGGGACUUAACUCCAAAGUCUUUUUUAAAGUUUUCUGAAAUGUUUGGAAAUGAUCAUCCAUCUCUGGAUGUCUUCCUGAUGGCAGCCAUAGAGAAAUCCCUCAAAAGUGAAAAUGGUCACCUGGACCUGUUUGUUCGCUUCCUUCACGGCCUCUCUCUGAAGUCCAACCAGAGACUCUUGGGAGGUCUGCUCGGUCAGACAGAGAACAGUCCAGAAAUCAUCCAGAGAGCCAUCAACAACCUGAAGGAUAUGAACAGUGACAAAAUCUCUCCUGACAGAAGCAUCAACAUCUUCCACUGUUUGACGGAGAUGAACGACCACUCAGUUCAUCAGGAGAUCCAAGAGUUCAUGAAUUCAGAGAACAGAUCAGAGGAGAGACUCUCUGAGAUCCACUGCUCAGCUCUGGCCUACAUGAUGCAGAUGUCAGAGGAGGUUCUGGAUGAGUUGGACCUGGAGAAGUUCAACACAUCAAAGGAGGGACGACGGAGACUGAUCCCAGCUGUGAGGAACUGCAGAAAGGCUCGACUUGCUGACUGUGGACUCUCAGAGACUCACUGUGAAGUUGUGGCCUCAGCUCUGAAGUCCAGUCCCUCCCAUCUGAUAGACCUGGACCUGAGUGUAAACAACCUGAAGAAUUCAGGAGUUAAGAUUCUUUCUGCUGGACUGGAGAGUCCAAACUGUAGAUUGGAGACUCUGAGAUUAGAGGGCUGCAGUUUGUCAGAGGUCAGCUGUGCUUCUCUUGUCUCUGCUCUGAAGUCCAACCCCUCCCAUCUGAGACACCUGGACCUGAGCUACAACAACCUGCAGGAUUCAGGAGUGAAGGAUCUGUGUGGUUUUCUGGAGAGUCCAGACUGUAGACUGGAGACUCUGAGAUCGAGUCACUGCUGGUUGUCAGAGAUCAGCUGUUCUCCUCUGGCCUCAGCUCUGAAGUCCAACCCCUCCCAUCUGAGAGAACUGGACCUGAGCUACAACAACCUGCAGGAUUCAGGAGUGAAGGAUCUGUGUGGUUUUCUGGAGAGUCCAGACUGUAGACUGGAGACUCUGAGGUUGAGGGACUGCAGUUUGUCAGAGAUCAGCUGUGCUUCUCUGGCCUCAGCUCUGGAGUCCAACCCCUCCCAUCUGAGAUACCUGGACCUGAGUGACAACUACCUGCACAAUUCAGGAGUGAAGGAUCUGUGUGGUUUUCUGGAGAGUCCAGGCUGUAGACUGGAGACUCUGAGAUUGAGUCGCUGCUGGUUGUCAGAGAUCAGCUGUUCUCCUCUGGCCUCAGCUCUGAAGUCCAACCCCACCCAUCUGAGAGAACUGGACCUGAGCUACAACAACCUGCAGGAUUCAGGAGUGAAGGAUCUGUGUGGUUUUCUGGAGAGUCCAGACUGUAGACUGGAGAGUCUGAGGGUCAACAGCAGGCUGAUGAAAGCUUCCAGAGACAAAACCUUGAGUGUGCAGCCUGCUGCUGAAGAAGAUUUGUGCUCAGAGGAUCGGUCAUCAUUAAAUAAAGGUGACUCUGAUGUCAAACUGGACCCAAACGCAACAGACACAAAGCUGGAUGUGUCGGAGGGCAACACAAAGCUGGAUGUGUCGGAGGGUGACACAAAGCUGGAUGUGUUUGAGGACCACACAAAGCUGGUGAAGCCUCCAUCAAGCUUCAUGCCCGCACUGCAAACUGAAUCUACACAAGUCUCAUACAGGUUCAGGUGUCCUGGUCCAGGUGGGUUCCAGUGUACUUCAACUGGAUUGGUGUUUGUUAUGGCUCAGGAGGCGGAGCUGCUCUACAGGACUGUCCAAUGGGAUGAGAGUCUCCUCCAAUCAGCUGGCAAGGCGGCUGCAGGGCCGCUCUUUAGUAUCCAGUGUCCUGAGGAUGCCGUCUGUGAGCUCCACCUCCCACACUGUGAAACAAAGGAUGCUGUGCUCUCUGAAGGCCUGCUGUCUGUGGUCCACAUCACUGAUGAUGGAAUGAGCAUCCUCGAACCGCUGGAGAUCACAGACACCCAUGUGAUUGUCAAAGUCCCUCAUCUCUCUUCCUUUGGCCUGGUCUGGGCUUUGGAUGUUUUAUGGAGGAUUUGGAACAACAUGAAAGCAAUUAGUGGCCAAAUUUUGCUGUUCCUCCAACCACCAAACCAAACAGCACAGAAGCAAAGCCUCAAUGUGCAUCUCCUGCCACGCAACGUCCCUCUGGCAGAGGUGGAGGCAAAGCAGGGGGAUUCUGUGUACAUCCAGAAGCCUUCCAAAUGCACACUCAUCAAAGAUCAAAGUUACACUGUUCACUGUCUGAAGGCCCAUAAAGUCCAGCCUGAGAAAGAUGAUUUUGAGCUGGACUUUGGACCAAAUUACCACCCAACAUUUGAGAUCAUCCUGCCUACAAGCACAAAAGAAGCUACUGUAUCUGUCCGAGACCAAACAGAUAUAGAUGUCUGGAAAUGUGAAGUUCACUUGACUGGUCCUGGUCCAGCAGGACCUCAGGGUGUUCCAGUAUGGACUCAGAGUGUCCCAGCAGAAGAGAAGCUGGCGUCUGUUCGUACUCAGUUUAUCGACAGAGUGUCUGGACCUGUCCUACGGGAGCUGCUGGAUAACCUCCUGCAGUCUGGGGUGGUAACUGAUGGUGAAAUGGACUCUGCUGCUGGGACACCGACCAGGGCAGAGAAAGCUCGAGUGGUGAUCGACACGGUGCGAAGAAAAGGAUCACGAGCCAGUUCAGUUCUGAUCGCUGCUCUGCGUGAGGUGGAUCCAUACCUUUCAACAGAGCUGAAGUUAACAUGAAGCAGAAACAGUGUGUGUCAGCGUGUUUGUCUCACAUCAACACAUCUUUGAUACUUUAGUUUUACCUUGAAACUCUCUUUUGUUUAAGAGCAUUAAAAAUCUUGAAACCUUCCAGAGAUGAAGCAGGGUGACCUGAACUGUUCUGGUUCUCAUGAUCAAUUCAGUAACUCAUGUCAGAGGUUUAAUUUGGAGGAAGACUGUUCUGGAAAUGAAAAUCUAUCUUGCUGUGACUCCUUGAAGAUUUGUAUAUUGACUGUAUCUGUACACUUACUGAAUGUUUGCUACUGAAGAUUCAAAAUCAAGUUAUUUUGUUCUAAACAAAUUAUACAAUGUACAUCAGUAAAGAUUUUUAACUUGAAUAAUUUGUUCAUCAAGAUCUGAUGUGCGAUUUAAGUGUUCUCUUAAUUUUAUUGAGCAGUGUAUUUCCUCUUCCUGUCUUUACAUAC
This is a messenger RNA of Seriola dumerili (greater amberjack), 5078 nucleotides long. RefSeq names its product NACHT, LRR and PYD domains-containing protein 12-like. The record is from RefSeq and is a predicted model, not a curated record. Gene Ontology annotation, biological process: regulation of apoptotic process. Lineage: Eukaryota; Metazoa; Chordata; Actinopteri; Carangiformes; Carangidae. The coding region runs from base 82 to 4632 and encodes 1516 amino acids. Gene Ontology annotation, molecular function: protein binding; metal ion binding. The transcript is spliced from 18 exons.